AGGCUGUUGUUUAGGUGCCCGGUACGAAUCGAAUGUCGGUUAGUAGCAGCGUACACCUGAACCGCAGCGGUCAGGUUCGUUACGGAGGGUGAGCACCUGCUGGGUAGAGAAGUUUAUUUCGGAUAUUGCAAAGUUGUGCUUAUUUAAAACAAUUUACGUUAAACCAACACCAGUUGAAACAGUGAAAGAAACCGAACAACAAAAACCAUUGUGCGCAAGAAUGGUUGGUGAAUCGUGAAAUACAAAUCAAAUGCGCUCACAGCGAUCGAUCCCGAUCGGUGCUUCGCUUGAUGUGCUUGGCGGUGCCCGUCGUGCUGAAAUAAGUUCCUGUGGGGUGUUUUAAUGUGGGUGGACUUGUGGAUUGGAGGGUAGACAGAAGAGAAGCACAAUAAAAAAACAACAAAUCGCCAACAUUAACUCAAAGUGUUCAACCGGUUUGCUUGAGGCAUCUUUUUUCCAUCGCUUCAAAGCUCUCAUUUGCAAUCCCUGCUAAACGGACCAGCUCCGAUCAGAGCGGUCCGAACGUGCCCGCAGAACAGUCGCGUGUACCUUACCGUGGGGUUGUAAUUUUUCCGCCUCCGAACCAUCAGUUUCAACGUGCGGGAAGCGUUCAAGAUGAACGGUUAUCUGGUGCUACUGCCGUUAGCACUGUGCCUUUGUGGUUUGCCAACGAUCGGCGCUUCUCAACCGGCCCGCAAGUUCGAUAUCGACUUCCAGAACGAUACCUUCACCAAAGAUGGUCAACCGUUCCAGUUCAUCUCCGGUUCGUUCCACUAUUUCCGUGCGCUGCCCGAAUCAUGGCGCCACAUCUUGCGUUCGAUGAGGGCGGCCGGACUGAACACGGUCAUGACCUACAUCGAAUGGUCACUGCACGAACCGAUGCCGGGCCAGUACCAGUGGGAGGGCAUGGCUAAUCUGGACGAAUUCAUCGAGAUAGCGAAAAGUGAGGAUUUGUUCGUGAUCUUGCGUCCCGGGCCGUACAUCUGUGCCGAGCGCGAUAUGGGUGGAUUCCCGCACUGGCUGCUCACCAAGUAUCCUUCGAUCAAGCUGCGAACGUACGAUACAGACUACUUGAGGGAGGUGCAGAAUUGGUACACCCAGCUCAUGCCCCGCAUUGUGCCGCAUCUGUACGGCAACGGGGGCCCAGUGAUUAUGGUUUCCAUCGAAAACGAGUACGGGUCGUUUCAUGCGUGUGAUGGCCAGUACAUGCAGUUUUUGAAAAACUUAACCGUUCACUUUGUGCAGGAUAAAGCCGUGCUGUUUACGAACGAUGGACCGGAACUUUUGAAGUGUGGUUCCAUCCCCGGAAUUCUACCCACGCUGGACUUUGGAAUCACCACCAAUCCGAAUGUAUUUUGGCAGCAGCUGCGAAAGUAUUUGCCGAAAGGACCGCUCGUCAAUGCGGAGUAUUAUCCCGGCUGGUUAACGCACUGGAUGGAACCGACGGCACGUGUCGAUGCAGGAAUGGUGGUCAGCACGCUGAAGCUUAUGCUGAACCAGAAGGCCAACGUCAACUUUUACAUGUUCUUCGGUGGUACCAACUUCGGGUUUACUGCCGGUGCAAACGAUGUGGGUCCGGGGAAGUACAGUGCCGACAUCACGUCGUACGAUUACGAUGCACCGCUGGAUGAGGCCGGAGAUCCGACGCCAAAGUAUUUCGAAAUCCGGAAGGUGUUGCUGGAGUAUUUUGGAGAUCCCGGUGUGCCAGCUCCACAAAAGCUACCCAAGAUGACGCUUGAUACGGUUUGGUUGGAACGGCGUGGAUCCAUGCUAUCGAAGCACGGUCGAACAAUGCUCGCCAGUCGGAUGGUGGCCGCCGUUCAACCGGUCUCGUUUGAAGCGCUCAAUCAGCAUUCCGGAUUUUUGCUGUACGAAACGACGCUGCCCGCUGGGUUGAACCGUGAUCCUUACACGCUUAAGGUGGAACAUCUUCACGAUCGUGCCUACGUGCAUGUGGACGGGAAAUUCUACGGCAUACUGUCGCGUGAAACCAACGUUGACACGAUCCCGCUGAGCGUGGGACUGGGCACAAAGCUGCAGCUGCUGGUGGAAAGUCAGGGACGCAUUAAUUACAACAUUCCGAACGACUUCAAGGGAAUCCUCGGAUCAGUGACGGCUGAUGCUAAACCGCUCCACAACUGGACCAUCACCUCCUUCCCGCUGGACAGCUAUCGCUAUUUGGAAAACUUCCUUUCGCAACAGCCGGCCGAAAAGGAUGAUCUGGUCGGUGCGGGAGCACAGAUUUACUACGGCACCUUUUCAAUCAAUACCGACACGAUCUACGAUACCUACCUGUAUCCGAACGUGUGGGGUAAAGGAUUGGUGUUUGUCAACGGUUUCAACUUGGGUCGCUAUUGGCCGCUGGCCGGACCCCAAAUUACGCUCUACGUGCCGAGACACAUUCUGCGGAAGGGAAGCAAUCAUAUCGUCAUGAUCGAGUACCAGCAACACGUCCAGCAUCCGUACGUGCAGUUUGUCGAUAAGCCCAUCUUUACAUAGGACGCAAACUAAACCACAGUGAAGCUUAAAUCGCUACUCUUUCGCUGCUUUUACAGAGCUUUAGGUGAAAUUUGAUUGUCGAUGUUUCGGCAAACGUCUGCAUCAAAAUACAGUAUUGUUAAAUUCA
This is a messenger RNA of Anopheles stephensi (Asian malaria mosquito), 2626 nucleotides long. RefSeq names its product beta-galactosidase-like. Gene Ontology annotation, biological process: carbohydrate metabolic process. NCBI's taxonomy places the organism in Eukaryota, Metazoa, Arthropoda, Insecta, Diptera, Culicidae. The record is from RefSeq and is a predicted model, not a curated record. Bases 616 to 2499 code for a protein of 627 amino acids. The transcript has 8 exons. Gene Ontology annotation, cellular component: vacuole. Gene Ontology annotation, molecular function: beta-galactosidase activity.